GUCCAUUGAUAAUAGGGAUGCAUUAUCCAUGGCUAAUUAGGGAAAUUAAGAAUUUUAUCAAAAUGAUGUAACUAUAGCACAAUGCUAGUGUCCCUAUCUACUUGCCAGGAGGUCUGGUUUCAAGCCCCAUCUUAAAAGUGUCUGAAUAGGUUGAUUUUAAAAAAAACUUCAAAUUGAAAGAAAUGCUGUAUGAAUAUGCUAGGAGUAGGUCAAAAGAUAAGUCAGGUUUUAAGAACCAGCAAAGAAUAACUAAGAAAGUAGAGUAUGGAACAGUGCUAGCUAGUAAUACCAAACAGAAGGGAAGUGUUUCAAAUAGGAGUGGGGGACUGGGUAGGAUGAGGGUGGUGGCAAUAGUUAUAACUAAAACUAGAGUUGAUUCUUCAGAGUGUGAAUCUGGAAAGUUAAUGAGGGUAAACAAAGAAACUGUGAAGGUCUUGAGCAGUUAUUUCAGGUCUGACUUCAUAAUGCAAAACUUACUAAACAUUCCAAAAAUAUUUCAGAAUUAAGAGGUGAAUAGGAGGGAUGAACUUAAGACAAUUACCAUCAUCAGGAAAAAGCUAUGUGGAAAAUCUUUAGACCCAAAGGCUGACAAGUCCCCAGGUGCAGACAUAAUUGGCUUCAGAUAAAAGAUAUUGGUUAUAAUCUUCCAGAAUUCAUUAGAUUCUGGAAGAGUCUUAGAAGUUUGGCAAAUAACAAAUGUAACACUUUAUUCGAGAAAAUAAGGUCAGUUGACCUAACAUCUAUAAUAGAGAUAAAUAAAAGCAAAGUAUUAUGGAGACUAGAGAUCUGAACUAAAAACAGAAAGUGCUGGAGAAAGUCAGCAGAUAUGACUAUUUGUGGAGAGAAACAAAGUGAAAAUUUUGAGUUUUAAGACUUUUUGGAAGACGUAUCUAUAAUAAACAAAUUGCUAGAAUCCUUUUAUUAAGGAUUUAUUGAUUUUUUUUUUAAACCUUUAUUAAGUUAUAGUAGCAUAUUUAGAAAAUCAUAAUGGGUUCAGGCAAAGUCAGCAUACUUUUCUGAAAAGGAAAUCAGGCUUGAUUUAUUAGCAUUCUUUGAGGAGUUAAUUAAGGGGAAUCUGUAGAUGUGGUGUAUGUGGAUUGCAGUUGGUAUUUUAGUUUUGAUUUUUGGCCACAUCAAAGUUUAUUACAUGGGGUUAUAGCACAUGGUGUACAGAUAACAAACACAUUGGUAUAGAUAAAGGAUUGUUUAGCUAACCGAAGCAGAGAGUAGGGAUAUACAUUUUAAGAAGCAUUGGCAAACUGCAACUUGUGGAAUGCCACGGGGAUUGUGCUAAACCCUCACGAUUUACAAUCUGUAUCAAUGACUUCGAUGCAGGGAUUGAAAUUUUGCUACAUUUGCUGAUGAUAUAAAAGUAGAUAGGACAUAGGUUGUCAAGAUGAGAUAAAGAAUCUCCAAGGGGAUUUAAGUAGGCUAAACAGGUACACAAAAAAUUGGCAGGAGUUUAAUGUUGCAAAGUACGUGCUUAUCCAUUUUAUCAGGAAGAAUAGAAAAAUACACUUUCUACUGCACCAGUAUAACGUUCUUCUGUGUCCUACAACUGUCUUUUGACUUCUUCAUAUGACAUUGACAAUCAAUGCUGAAUUAUAGGCAUAAGCAGCAUCUGGGUCAGAAGCUGCCUGAUCAGCUGGGUGUUUCAACCAUCUUCUGUUGCAGAGUUCCUGUAUUUGCACUCUUUUUGAAGUAUCAUUUUUUACUGUUGGCCUAUCACUACUCAGAACCGCAACAGGAUUAAAACUACCAAAACACUUUUAGGUUCAUUCCUUAUAGCCAGUUUUUAAAAUAUAGAAUUCCAUCUCCUCCUCAGGGCAUCUGCAUUAUUCUUUGUAUGUAACCCCUACAGCUUUCAUUGCAUUCAUCAAUAGAAAGCUAGCUUGGGAUAUGUGACUGAUUGUUUUAGAGUACUCGACUUGCCUGCCAUUUGACUUGAAUUUUGUAUUUGAUUUUAUGGAUUUUUGCUUUCCCAUGGAAAUGCUUGUUCUGUGCUGUUGCGCCCUUAAACAUAGAUACAAAUUAGUCAUUUAGGAUUUUGAGUAUUUGGUUAUUUCCAAUUGUUCUUCUGUUGUGAUGCUUCUGUUCCCUUAACCAUCUUGUUUACUCAAAACAUCUUUGUAAAUAUAUUCUGUUCAUAUUUUACUUGUGCCUAAUAUUCAUCCAUGUCUUUUGCUCUAGGUAUUGAAUUUACACAUGCCAAUUUUUUAUUGCUUGUAAUUUUGCGUAGCUCCUGUUAUCAACAACAUUAAUUUUGUUCAUUACCAUUUGUUUCUUAGUACAUGGUUAUCCUGCAGUUUGAUUUUUUUUUUUGUAUUUUUCAGUUUCCAUUUGUAUAGUUGAUUUGAAAUCUAAUCAUCUUGGUGGUCACUGUUUCUAAAAUAUUCCCAACUAUAGUUCAUUUCCUCAUUUGUGAAUAAAUGUGCCUAUUAGAAAUAAUUUUUUGGUAGACUUCCUUCAAGAUUCAACAUCUCUUAUCGAAUUAAUGAACGCUGGUGAAUGUACUUUUGAAUAUCUGACCUUGCCUUGUUUUUGGUUUGAAGAUAUGUUAGUCUGCUUGUGCAACUUCUGAGACACCAGAAGCAACAGCCUGAUUCUUUGUAUCUUUCACCUACUCCAAACAAGAACAGUGAUAUAGGAGUGAACAUGGACUGGUUUGCACGCCAGGAAUUUCCACACCUGAAACUUAGCGGCACAUGAGCAGACUGGGUUACCAUAGAAGCAAUCGAUUUUGCUGUUUUGAACUUUAAAAGAGUGAUCUAACUAUUCAGUUUUUGAUCAUGACUUGGAACCUUGAUGUGAAAUUAAAAUAAGCAGAAAUAAUUUGUCCUACCACGCCCUGCUUUGCAUACAGAAGUUUUCUGCCUCUGGGCAGAGAGAUGCUCAAAGUACAACCUUGGUAACAUGAGCACUAAUCACAUUACUUAAGGCAAAUUAUCUCCCCAUGACUACAAAUUUGGGAUCAGUGUCAGAGCUCCCAGUAGAAUCUUAUCAACAAAUGAACUUCUGCCGCAAUCCACAGCGUAUGACCUAACUAUGGAUACUAAAAGGGAUGCAGGUUGUGAACCUCAGAAAGAGAAUGGAUUUUUGCCAUCAUCUCUGAACCAAAGACUUUUUCAAUGUGAGUCCAAUGACUUUGCUUUGCCCAGUGCUACAGAGCCAUUAGACAAUUAUUCAGGUAGCCAAAGUACAGGGCCCUCCAAGUGGUCAAUUCCUAAUGAUUUUUUUGAGACUGAUUCCAGAAGUCCAACUGGCAUUGGUUUUGUAAAUAUUGACUCUUAUGAACCAGAAAGCAGUGAAGGAGAGGAUGAAGAUUCAACCAUUCAAGCAUCUUUGCAAAAAGAAGGAAAACUUCAGAAAAGGUUGGACACCAUGCUUUCAGAGUUAGAGAAAGGUGUUGACUAUCUUAAUGGGUUACAGUCGUAUCUCUCAGCUGUAAUCCACGAUGGUAACAGCCCACAGAUUGAUCUACCAUGCUCUCUGGCAUUGGACGAUUUGACUUCUGCAGACAUUGGUGUUAAAGGACAUCAAACUGAAUUGAAAGAGCAUAGGAAAAUAUUACCAGCAGUUGGAAAUAUGGAAGAAAUUAAUAGCUAUGUCAGGAUGGAGGAUGUAAAAGAAAAAAGAGAAAGAAAUCUUGAUAAAGCCUCACUGAGCAUUCAAACGGAAGGAAACAUUUUCUGUUGUAUGACAGAGGAACCGAGCUCUUCAGAAAUGGUAGUAAGACCAAAAGUUAGAAAGGAAAGAGUUGAAACCUGUUCUAAAAGAGAUCUAUCUUCCCCUGAUGAGUUUGGUAGUUAUUGUACUGGGGAUAUGAAAGCCAAUUCAAGAAAUGAGUGCUGUGGAUCAAACUCUGCCUUGUGGAACUGCAGAAAUAAACUCCAUAGAGAUUCAAAGAUCGGAUCUGGACUUAAUGGCAAGGAAACAGUUGGUGUUGAGAAGGAACAGGCCACCAUCCAACUACAAGAAACGCUGGAAGAAAACAGCUUCUGGGAUGACUUUGAAAAUUAUUGUAACAAAGGUGAAACGAGCAGCUCUCUAAGCAGUGAUGAGGAGUGGUCAGCAAUAUGGACCUCUGAUUUCGUUUUAGAACAGAUGCAUUCUAGUGAUGAGAGCUGGGAGACCUUGUCAGGAGUUGAUGAACAACAAACUGAACCAAACAGCAUUAGUAGCAGUCUGGAUGAAGAAGCUUUUAAACAUUGCUUCACUGUAGGGGAACAAACCUCCUUGGAAGAAGGGGAGAUCCCCUGGGUAGCAUUUAAUGAAGAAAGUGACAGCAGCAGCAAUAGUACUGAUGAGACUGAAGGCUUGGGUCAACUUGCACAUUCAGGACUUCUAAUUCUGGAUGAUAACAACAACUUUGAAGAUGAUUCAAGUGUAAGUGAAGACUUGGACAUGGAAUGGAGAUUGCUUGACGAACUUGGUGAAGGACUUACAGCUCAAGCUAUUUCAUCUGUUGAUCCACAAUUACUUACCUUUAUGGCUCUGGAAGAGCGGUUGGCUCAAGCAAUGGAGGCUGCUUUAGCACAUCUUGAGUCUCUGGCCAUUGAUGGUGAGCAAGCUCCCCCUCCAGCUCCCAAGGAAACAAUUGAAUGUUUACCACAAGUUGCAGUUUCUGAGGGGCAUAAUGGCCUGGAGCAAUCCUGUGCCAUCUGUUGCAGUGAAUAUGUAAAGGAAGAGUUGGUGACGGAGUUACCAUGUCAUCAUCUAUUUCAUAGGCCAUGUGUAACCCUCUGGCUACAGAAGUCUGGGACAUGUCCAGUAUGUCGUCACAUUCUUUCAUCAACACUUCCUGAAACUGCUACUACUGCAUUUUUAUCAGAACCAGAGAUCCCUCCUUCUACCCGUGAUGGUCCUGCAAUACGAUGAAGCCGACGUUUGCCUAAUGAAUGUCAAAGGGAACUGCACUAUUUGAUGGGAGCAGAAAGUAUGAAAAAUAUGUUUGUGAUUUUACCUCUAGGCUUAUUUUGUUAAAAGGCUGACAAAACUGUCUUAACUACUGGUGAGGUGUUUAAUUCUGCAUUAUAAUUAUAUGUAAAAAAAAACUUCAUUAAUGGUUGUAUUUUUGUGACAGAAAAUUAGACCUUUUUUGUUGCUGUUAAUAUUAGGGGGCUGAAUUUAUGACGUGUUUGAUUUUGUUUUCUCUGUUUAAAUGAAAUUCGAAGUGGGCUUUUUGGUUAAAAUAUAUCAUGUAUUUUGAUGCUGAUAUCUGUAUUUGCGCAGAAAGCUUAGGGCACAGAUAUAUUAAGUUAAUGUUGGAAGUAAUUCUAAGGUUCUUUUUGUUUUGUCUAAUGCAGUAACACACUGACUUUACAUAGGGUGAUGGAGCGUGAGGAAGUUGUCUUAAUUCCAUGGAAUAAAAAAGGUUUAGUUUCUUUCAAUGUGACCAGAACAGUGACCAUAAAUGAAGACAUCAUCUGAUUUCACAACAGUAUUGAGAUUUGUUUCACCUCCAAUAAACUGCAUUAUUAAAAUUG
This is a messenger RNA of Rhincodon typus (whale shark), 5486 nucleotides long. It is a transcript of the gene pja2, whose product is annotated as praja ring finger ubiquitin ligase 2. The coding region runs from base 3046 to 4878 and encodes 610 amino acids. The record is from RefSeq and is a predicted model, not a curated record. NCBI's taxonomy places the organism in Eukaryota, Metazoa, Chordata, Chondrichthyes, Orectolobiformes, Rhincodontidae. The transcript has 8 exons.